Molecule: messenger RNA, 5409 nt
Organism: Brienomyrus brachyistius
Lineage: Eukaryota; Metazoa; Chordata; Actinopteri; Osteoglossiformes; Mormyridae
Gene: e2f7
Product: E2F transcription factor 7
Exons: 13
Coding region: 271-2673 (800 amino acids)
Biological process (GO): regulation of transcription by RNA polymerase II
Cellular component (GO): RNA polymerase II transcription regulator complex
Molecular function (GO): RNA polymerase II cis-regulatory region sequence-specific DNA binding; DNA-binding transcription factor activity, RNA polymerase II-specific
Source: RefSeq, a predicted model, not a curated record
GGCGGGCCGCCCCUUUGAUUGGCUGGGCGAAGCCGCACUUCUGCAGAGCGCCAGAAACGCGGAGUUUAGCGGGCGUCUCGCCUGUCUGUGCCGUGCACGGCGGCUACGUGUGGGACAGGACCGGAGCAAAACCCGGGCGAGCGCGAAUCUGCGGCGGGCUCUCGAGUUCACUGCGGAAAAUAUGUACAUCUGAAGAAGGAGAUCUGUAAUAGUAUAUAUGCUGCUUUCAAACAUCUGAUUAUAUAUACGUGCAUUGUAGGUAGCUGAUUUAUGGCUGGAAAAUCAGUUAAGAUGGAAAGUGAGUGUGUAGCUUUGAAAGAUCUAACAUGCCCCUGUCUGAGCAGAUCCGCAACGGAUGGAGAUGAGGUCAAAAAUGGUCAUAAGGAAAACGUUUUCCACCCCCCAGUGGAACGCAGGAAGGUCCCGCCGAAGAGCGACGGCGCGGCCAGUGCGCCGACAGGGAGGAGGGCGCUGUCCUCUGAGCAGCUCCACGCCACUCCCACCAAACAGGCGGACCAGGGUGCCGCUGAGCCAUGGUCACCCACCGCCAACCUGAAGGUGCUGAUCCAGGCUGCCAGCCCAGACAUGCAUGACCGUGAGAUGAGAAACAAGACCGAGAUGAGAAAGGUCUUGUUCCGACCCAUUGAGAACAAGAAUGAGGGGGUGGCGCUGGACUACCCCAGCCAGUUCGAGGUGCCUAGUGAGAGCGCCGAUGACAUCGAGAAAAGGCCCUGCAGGAAACGAAAAAGCUUAGGCCUCCUGUGUCAAAAGUUCCUGGCCCUGUACCCUGAUUACCCAGCAUCCUCUGAGGCAACAAGCAUCCCACUCGACGAAGUAGCCGUGAGCCUCGGGGCAGAGCGCCGGAGGCUCUAUGAUAUCGUGAACGUGCUGGAGUCUCUGAAGCUCGUUAGCCGUGUGGCAAAGAACCAGUACCUUUGGCAUGGGCGCCAGAGGCUGCGGGAGACCCUGAGCGAGCUGCGUGGCUCGGGCUGGAGGCAGUGCUGCCCCCUGCAGGAGGAGGACUGCCAGCGCAUGCAGACAGGGGAGGCUACUGUGCAGGAUGGCUAUGCGGAGACUGGCUUUGGGGUGGCUGGUGGACGCAAGGACAAGUCCCUGCGCUUUCUGAGCCAGAAGUUUGUGACGCUCUUCCUGGUGUCCGAGAUGCAGACCGUAACGCUGGACCUGGCAGCCCGAGUCCUCAUUGAUGAGAGCCAAGACACCGAGAGUCGCAGCAAGUAUAAAACGAAGGUGAGGCGUCUUUAUGACAUUGCCAACGUCCUGACGAGCCUGGGCCUCAUCGAGAAGGUUCAAGUGAAGGAGGAGCGGGGAAAGAAGCCAGCGUUCAGAUGGACGGGCCCAGUUGAGGUUGCCUGUGGUGGUGACUUGCCAGCUGCAGCCAUCCACUCAGCUUGCCACGUCGACAGUCACCUUGGCGUAUCAGGGGGAGGGAAGCAGAUCGUGGGACACCCCCACUUCACUGAGAGACCCGCCCCCUUUGCCACCGAGCAACGGGCCAGCUCCACCCCCUGCAGCCCUCCCUGUGGCCGGACCAGUCCAAUUCCCCAGCCGGUGGAUUAUUCUAGAAAGGCCGCAAGCCGACGCCAGCAGGAGGACAGCCAGCGAAUCCAGAACUGUGAUGAACCAAGGGUCGAUACUAUGAAGGACAGAUCAGAGUGCCACGCCCCCAUUCCCAGUCCAAUUGGAGUGCUUGAGGGUCCCUGCAGGCCACUCCCCCUGACCAGCUUUUACCCACCAAUUGGCCAGGCCUGCCCCCAGGUCAUGUCCACGUGCCCCACCCUCCCAAGCAUCAAGAAGCACCCACUGUCUCACCAGCCCCAAGCUUCUGUUUUCCUACUCUAUGGGGGUAAAGGAGCGCACUGGAGUGAGAGUGAAGAGAGGCUAUCUCUGUGUGAGCCCAAGGAGAGAAUCCUGGGAAAGAGGAGGACUGUAGAGGAGGAGGGGCCAGUAGCCAAGAGGGUCCAGCUGUCCAGUCAUGAGGAAGAGCCUUCUCUGAAGGGUUUCUCUGAGCAGGUGGAAAUGUGGAGCAACGUGGACAGGUGCCAUCCACGGGUGUCCCCCAGGCAAGGCUACCAGGUCCCUGAAGAGCACUCACUGCUGCCCCCUAAAGGCGACGAGGCCAACACACACAGUGUUCCUGCACCCUACCCAUCCUCGCACUACCUGUAUGUCCCCAUCUUGCCAGGGACGCACAGCCUGAGCUUCCUGCUUUCUUCUGGACCAGUUCCCGUGGCGGAUGGCGGACUGACCGCACUGGCUUUGCCCUGCGUCCUGCUGCCCUCCUGUGCCUUGGCGUCCCACCCUCCCGCUGGCGGCUGCAGCUGCAGCUGCGACGCGCCGGCAGGUCUGGCCCCGUGCGGCUUUGUGGGGUCGCGACCCAUCGCCGUUUCGGGACCCCCUGCUUCCAUCUGUGGUCUGGAGCAGCCCCUAAUGCAGGUCUCCACCCCUCCACGUUCACCAGUGGGGCUGCAGGCGGCACCUCCCGCGCUCACGAUGGAUGUCGAAACACUGCCGACUCUGAGGGGGCCCAGCUCAGACGACAGGCAGGCUUUCUUCCAGACGCCGGGCACCCUGCGAACUGGCAGCCCCCCAGCCGCCUGCAGGCGAGGCUCAGCCCAGAGGAGACUGGAUAUCGAGCACCGAGCAGCCAAUUAGCCGAAGCCAAGGGGAGUAGCUUCCCUCUACGCGGAUGCUGACGACGGGCCAGCGUGCUCAACUUGAGGUCGCCCCUUGCUUAUUCCGAAUCAAAGGGCAGCUCCUACCCACCUCGUGUCUCGAUUGUACACUUUAGAGCGCUGCCAAUGCACUUAUAUUUCAUGCAAGAAUUUUAACCUUGAGGUACAAAAUGAAGAGGAAAAACUUCUGUAAAACGCAGCAAAGAAUAGUAGGUUUAAUUUAUAGGGUCAUACCGUUUCCUCUAUAAACAGACUAUUAUACCAAUUUUAGCUUUAAUGUACAAUAAUAAUUAUACCUAUUUGUCACACUACUUUACUGUUAUGGUGGGACAUAAGCUCUCCAUAUGCCGAAAGCAGCGGACAGUCAGCAAAACAUAGCAGCUGAGCUGGCAGUGAGGCACGCUGACUGCUGUUCUUUCUGUUAUGGUAACAUAUGUAUGACAGCAGGCUUUGGUGGGACCCUAUUAUUCAUCCGAUUAUUAUCUUACUAUAAUGGGCCUAAGCAAAGAAUCAUUAUAUCUAAAACUAGAGAGUUUGAAGUAUAUAGAAGGUUAGGGAAAUAUAUUUGCUUGAUAAUUAGUUGUAAAAAAAAAAUUGCAUUGAGGGGGAUUUGGGAGCACUAGUAGAAAUUAAUUUAAAUGUAUUGUUUUAAUUGAAAUGGUUUUUGAUGGCUUAUGUGUUCUUUAUGCCUUAUCAGUUUUCACGGGUUCAGAUUAUAUCAGAAUGGUUUCUGCAUAUGGAGGAGCAUAGCUGGUUGUAUUGGCCUCUAGUGGUAGGAGGACCAAAAAGGCUGCUUGUUAGUUAAAUCAUGGAAUUAAUGCAAAUUCAUUACUUCCCUCAUUCCAACAUUAUUUAUAUGUCAGAUAAUCUGUGAAUACUGGUAAAUUUCACAGGUUGCUGCCCAAUUAAAUAUAUCAUUAGAUUUAGUAAUUGUAAAGGGUGAUUUUUACCUUGUUGCAUUCUAAGAAAUGCCACAUUUCGGUCAAAACUAUAAAACAUGCCUCAACCGAGGGUGUGCCCAAAGAAAAAUGAGCCAUUUCUAUUGCACUAUAUGAAAGUCAGCCGAAAGCAUUGUGGACGGUAGACAUCAUAGAGGCUAAGGGUGUAAACUGUAAUUCUUGUAAACUUUAAGGCUGUUGCAUCAGGCCCCAGCAGCCACUCUGCGGUAAUCUGGUUGAGCAUCUGAAUAUCGGAAUUGUUUCCUUGGAAGAAAUCUGAAUAAAGGUGUCAGCUCAAUGAAGUAAAUUCAUCUAGCUGGAGGUUGGGAUGGUUAAAUCUGAGCGUUAUGUCACUGCAGUGAAUGUUACAUUAAAAAAAUGUAUUGAACAUUAUAGGUCAGAAAUCCAUUGGCUACAACUGUAAAGAUCUUUUAAGGUGUUUUUUUUUUUUUACUUUUGAAACAUUUUGAUAAUAGAAGCUGUUAAAUAUAUACUUGUUUCUGAUACUAUGUACUGUGUAUGUAAGUAUGGCAUGACUGUGCUGGAUGAGUAGAUAUUGAAGGUAGGAUAGAUGCAUAUAAAUAUACGAUUAUGCUUUACGUUGACAGCACCUUCAUAAUGCCUUUAUAAUGCAUUCGUAGUAUAACAUCCGAACAUAUAGUAACAGCUUAUAAGCUUAAGAUUAUGUUGUUUGUUAUUAUCAAAUAAUGUUUGCAAUUAAUUUUAUAUUAAAGCUGUUAAGGUAUGUUAGGAUGUUACGGUACAGUUACAUGCUGCUUAUGAAUGCAUUAUGAAGGUACUAUUAAUAUUCUACAAAUGCAUUACAAAGGCAUUAUCAAGGUGCAGCUGUAAAGCAUUAACCAAUAUAAAGUACUUUUAAAAUAGGUAAAAGAUAUCAGAAGAAUAAGUGACAGUUUAAUAAAUAUUUGAAAUACAAAUUAUGCAAUAUGAAACACUAUUUUUUCCAAAAUGGAUGUUUGGAAAUUUAACUAUGAAACACCUUUAUAAAGAAUUAACUGGUCUUGUGUUAUCUAAUUCAAAAGAUACUAUACUGGUGGAUGUUUUUCCAUGUCAUUUCAUUAGCAUCCCUUUGUUGUUCGGCAUGUAACACUUCUGGAGGCUGUGGUGAGACCGCCAGGCGUUUCCUCAAGACAUAACCAUGCUGGCCCAUUGCUGGGAUACCAAAGGGCAGAAUAACUGAAUGACAGGGUGCAGAGAGGAGGUGUGGCCAACAUUAAACCUAAGGACAAGACUGUCAUGUGCCUAGUAUUUGAGUUGCACUGUAAAAUACCAGCCUAUGAGGAAGAAGCAAGGAUCAUACUUGAAUCACAACCAAUGAAAUAUAUCCAGUGGCUACAGUAUAUAGUAACAUGUAAAAUCUGUUCUAUACUACAUAUUACUCUAAAAUUAUCUGAUCAUUUUUGUAGCAAAGUGCCAUUUAUCAGCUUUUGUGGUUUGUAUAUCUUGCUGGUCUUUGUAUGUAAUUACGUUGUAAAUUGUACUGAAGCAUUUCAUUAUUUGGUAGUAUUUUAAUACUGACUGGUUAAUUUAACAUUGCAUACAUUUUGCUGUGUAGUAUUAUUGACUUAUACUCACUAGAUAUUUUUCUUUUGCAAAGAUUCAGUCAGUCAUUCUGUAGUGUCCUGGUUUAAGCUGUACAUGCCUUAGCAAUGUUUUUCUUGUAUGUUUGUGCAUUGACGUGCCUAUUACUCUGUGUGUGUGUUUGGGUGGAGGGGGGGUAAGGACUGUGUGCAACUAAAAAGAAAUCUUGACCUUAA